ACCUCAAGAUUCAGCGAAGAAAGGCAAGAGACGGAGUAAGAACAGAGCAACGUGCCGGUUCAACAGAUUAGACCCCCAUACUUGCGCCUUUCUUUCAUAUCUUUCUUUCACCAAACAAAUAGAGAAAGAAAAGAAGAAAGAAAAAAAAGAGGAGAGAGAAAGGCACCAGAGAAGAGAGAGCUUCGAUCAACCAUGUCUUGUCCCUCAAAUUUUUCUACACAGUAUCAAUAGCAUUGAUUGAUUUUUUUGUUUUAUCAAUUUCACCCCUUUUCAUCAUCAAAUCCAGCUUUCUUUAUUCCAUUCCUCUAGUUUCUCUCUGUUUCUCCCUUCUCUUAAGGGUUGUUGGGAUACUAUUGUUAAUGUCAGCUACUUCCUUGUUGGGUUAGUCUCUUUUCUAUUGAAUGUCGAAGAUUUAUGGGUUUUCAGAGACAUGAAGUUAUAUUGAGUAAUGGGUCAUGAAUGACAUUCUCAGAACAUUAAAAACGAGGUUUUGAAUGCUCAAAUGGCUGACAAUAAGGUAUCGUGAUUUAUUUCCAGAAAUUAUCAGAAGAGUAUUUUGGUAAUGUAUUUGUGUUUAUGUUAAUGGUGAUUAAAUUUUGGGAUUUUUUAUAGCUGUUUCAUUUAUUUCAAUGGCAAAUAUUUGUUAGUGGUGAUUAUUCUGGCUUAGAAUGAAGAUGGCUGAUAAGAAUAGCCAUUCAUCUGGAUCUAUUUCUAGAAAAUCAUUGAUCUUUCUUUUCAUGGUUUCAACGAUUGUUUUCAUCUUCUCGUGGUUCUUUGUCUUACGGUCAACUGGGCAUCCUCAGUUGAUUGACUACACAUCCUUCACUAGUUCAAAAAAUUUGGCAACAAUUGAUAAUGGGAAUCGCCAAUCGAGAAACCCAAAUGAUGUCCAACCCUCAAUGAGGGAUCCUUUGGAGACAACAUCUGAUUCCUCAGAUUCUUCGGACGGAAGUCUAGAAGCAGCAUUAGUGGUUAAGGAUGUUGCGAGCUGUGCUUCCAAUAAAAUUGCUUUAAAAGUGUUCAUGUAUGACUUACAUCCUGAAUUCCAUUUUGGGCUCUUAGAUUGGAAACCUGAAGGGGGGAAAGUUUGGCCUGAUAUCCAAACUAAAAUUCCUGAUUAUCCUGGUGGGUUGAACUUGCAACACAGCAUUGAAUAUUGGCUUACAUUAGAUCUUCUCUCUUCAAAUUUUCCUAAUCGUAAUGGGGCUCGAAGUGCAGUAAGAGUAUUUAACUCUAGUGAGGCUGAUGUUGUCUUUGUCCCAUUCUUUUCUUCUUUGAGCUAUAACCGUUAUUCCAAGUCAAAGUCGCCUCAUAAGAAGAGUGUAAAUUAUUCGUUACAAGAUAAAUUAGUGAAGUUUUUGACUGAGCAAGAGGAAUGGAAAAGGUCAGGAGGACGAGAUCAUGUAAUCUUGGCACAUCAUCCGAAUAGUAUGUUGGACGCAAGAAUGAAGCUGUGGCCAGCUAUGUUCAUACUCUCGGAUUUUGGAAGGUAUCCUCCAAAUAUAGCUAAUGUUGAGAAAGAUGUGAUUGCUCCUUACAAGCACGUUAUCAGAACGUUUGUUGAUGAUUCAUCUGGAUACGACGAUAGGCCAACUUUAUUGUAUUUUCAAGGAGCUAUUUACAGGAAAGAUGGUGGGUUCGUGAGACAGGAGCUAUUUUAUCUUCUGAAAGACGAAAAAGAUGUUCACUUCUCUUUUGGAAGUGUUCAAAAGGAUGGGGUCCACUCAGCUACCAAGGGUAUGCACGCCUCAAAGUUCUGCCUUAACAUUGCAGGUGAUACCCCAUCAUCUAAUCGUCUGUUUGAUGCAAUCGCAAGCCAUUGUGUCCCUGUAAUAAUCAGCGAUGAGAUAGAACUUCCCUAUGAAGAUGUUCUUGACUACUCUGAGUUUUGCAUAUUUGUACGCACUUCCGAUGCUAUCAAGGAAAAGUUUCUUAUAAAUCUGAUUAGGAAUAUCAGCAAGGCCGAGUGGACUAGGAUGUGGAACAAGUUGAAAGAAAUUGAAGGGUUAUACGAAUUUCAAUACCCAUCAAAAGAAAACGAUGCCGUUCAAAUGAUAUGGCAGGCAGUGGCACGAAAAGUUCCUGCUAUCAGAUUGAAGUUACAUAAGUCAUGGCGGUUCUCUCUGACUGGUACUAAACGACCUUCAACAAUUGUUCCAUGGUCGAAAUCGAAGCACUUGUUCCGAGAAUUAAGAGUGUAAUACCUGUAUCUUUUUUGUUCUAUUCUUUUGGUUUCAUUUUUCUCUCGCUUUCUUCUUUUAAUAUAUGCAGAUUGUAGAGUAUCAACACUAGAUCGAUGAUGUAAUUUGCUGCACUAGAAAGGUGAGAACACAUUUGUUUUCUCAUUGCAGAUUUUGAGCUCUUCAAAUGUAUUGUAAUUCUAAGUGUCAUUUGAAUCGAUGUGUUGAUUUUUCUCGUGGAUUAGAA
Molecule: messenger RNA, 2427 nt
Organism: Papaver somniferum (opium poppy)
Lineage: Eukaryota; Viridiplantae; Streptophyta; Magnoliopsida; Ranunculales; Papaveraceae
Product: probable arabinosyltransferase ARAD1
Exons: 2
Coding region: 669-2201 (510 amino acids)
Molecular function (GO): glycosyltransferase activity
Source: RefSeq, a predicted model, not a curated record